AUGGUUCUGUUAGUUGCACCUUCAGCAUCAAACUAUACAUCCUCCUUAAAUGAGCAACAACCUCAUAAUUUACUGCAUCGGUUGUCAUCUGCUACUUCUAUCAUCCCAAAAGCCUCAGGAAACGAUAAGAGUGCAUUUAUGGACUCGGUACUUUUAUCUAAUCAUAACAUGAACAACUCUUCUGCCAUCAGCUGUCCACACGCAGCUAUCAAACUGGGGGCACAAUUGCAUCUGGAUGAGGCUGAAGCAGGAAUGGGUCCGGAGGAUGUCAGUUACUCGAGCAACUCAUCCAUGUACUCCAAUUCAUCGUCAAUUAUUGAUACCAGCUUAACUACAUCAUUGAUUAACGAACGUCGACGAGCGAUGCUUGAUCUUUCCAUCUCUAAAAUUCAGACGAUGAACGCUUCGAACGUUGCUGUAUCGCUGCGCAAGUCACUUCUCAUUUACAAUACAAUGAAAUCUCUGCAGCGAGAUCUUGAAACGUGCAAUGUUUUUGUGUGUGACAGUCUGAUAGAGAGAGGAAAUGAAGUAAGCGCUUCUGAUGUGGAUAUGUUGGAAGCUGAUGAAGUUGUACAAGGUGCUCAGGAAAAACAUCGUGAAGAUCUCAACUUUGAAGUGAUCAACACUGAUAUCACAUGCUGGGAUUAUGGAUGGCCUUGGGGAACAUUGAUAGAGACAACUGAUGAUACAUUGCAGGAUUCCAGUAAUUCUGAUGAAGAAAUGAAUAGCUUGACGAACAGUAAUGGGUUAUUUAAUUCCGGAAGUAUUUGGAGCAGCAGCUUGGAGUCAGCAGAUUCGUCUGCAUUUAUUGACGAUUAUUUGGGAAUGUUAGGUGCUUGGGAGGACGAAAAUUAUAAUCCUUUAACAAACUGCAAUCUCACUCAAGCAGAAAUCAUGAAUAUGUUCCGUUUGCCUGCAUAUCAUUUAAACAGUCAAGUGGUUUCUCAAGCAUGA
Thelazia callipaeda (thelaziosis nematode) is the source of this 954-nucleotide messenger RNA. The record is from the annotation of a GenBank genome assembly. NCBI's taxonomy places the organism in Eukaryota, Metazoa, Nematoda, Chromadorea, Rhabditida, Thelaziidae.